This is a messenger RNA of Marchantia polymorpha subsp. ruderalis, 1051 nucleotides long. NCBI's taxonomy places the organism in Eukaryota, Viridiplantae, Streptophyta, Marchantiopsida, Marchantiales, Marchantiaceae. The record is from the annotation of a GenBank genome assembly.
GGUUACGGAAUAAUCGGAGGGCGAGCUCGACAAAAUUCUUCGGGUCCAAGUUGUGACAACAUUUGCCGUUUAUGCUUAAAAUCCAGUUGAAGGUGAAAGUUUGCCCGUUCUGGACCUCGCCCUCACCCUCGCCGUUCGACUCUUCGUGCGGUCCUUUAUCGUCCUCGAGUCCAAGGCCUGCGAAGAAAGCUCAUCAUUCUCGUCCUAGUCUGAUCAUCAAAGAAGGCCUACACUUGCGUUGGUUGCCAAGAGCGACGAAAUUGAUUAAUGCCCCCGGCUCCUCUCUUCUCCAUGGCCAAGAUUAUAACGGAUCACGCUUGUCUCCCGCACAACCUGCAUCUUGUUCUCCAAAGCUCAGGCUCCAGGCUCAAACCAGCGCUCCUCAUUUGUGUCGCCGGAUGCCCAAGGCACAGCAAUUCCUUCGGAUCACGACCGGUGAGAAAAUCUGAUCAUCAGUGGCCUCUGCGCACUGAACCGUGAAAAGAUGUGCUUUUCCGCCCCCCUUGAACUUUGGAAUGAUGAUUUACAUCAAUUGCACACCGAAGCGAGGACAGUACCGCAGUCCACUUAUCAACAGGAUACAAUCGUCCCCUACGCACUGAUGAACUCGUCCUAGCCCUCGAGCAGGCUCAUAUCGAAAAGCAUCAUAAUAAAAUGGUGAUGAUGGGAUUCUACCCAAGCCUGGCCUGGGCUAGCCUCUCAACCAAAUAGCGAAUCAAGUUCACGUGGGCUCAUGCAUCGGACCCGAGCCUGGCUCUGGCGACCGGUGCCCUACAUAAUGCCCUCCUGAUGAACGCUACUCUACGCUUAGACCUCCGCCAGGCGCCUGGUGCAACUUGGACGAUUCUCGGUCAUCGGCUGACCCGGCCGUCAUUACGCUCCCGCUACGUACCGUAUUCCCAGAUCUGAACCGCGACACCGGACGAGUACGCCCCGAUCUGACCGGUCUUGAUGCCGAUUUAUUAUUAUUUCAUCUGAUAUAUACAAUAUCAACAUUAUGCGUGUACAAGACAAGACCAUUAUUUCAUGUACGGAUGUCUUUUAACUUCGU